Messenger RNA from Ornithodoros turicata, 2203 nucleotides. Its product is annotated as H/ACA ribonucleoprotein complex non-core subunit NAF1-like. The record is from RefSeq and is a predicted model, not a curated record. Gene Ontology annotation, molecular function: RNA binding. The transcript has a single exon. Bases 250 to 1875 code for a protein of 541 amino acids. Gene Ontology annotation, cellular component: sno(s)RNA-containing ribonucleoprotein complex. Lineage: Eukaryota; Metazoa; Arthropoda; Arachnida; Ixodida; Argasidae. Gene Ontology annotation, biological process: box H/ACA snoRNP assembly; ribosome biogenesis; pseudouridine synthesis.
CUAUCAAUGAACACCGUCGGAGCGACAUCGCUAUGAAGAAGCACGUGGGAAUUUUCAUCGCGGUGUGAAGUUGUGAGCAAUGUUUACAUGCGCAUCGCGUUAUGUCGCUGAUGUUCAGUUUGUGGCAUCUACACAGGUGUAUAUAAUCAAAAUUCAGUUUGAGCUAGGUCUUACGUUAAUUAUGGCCCGCAACAACGAAACUGCGAUCGUAAGCGGCUGUACGUAAACAGUUCAAGAUCGAAGGCCGACAUGGCCACCAUGGAGAGCGAAGAAAGCAUGGACAUAAUAUUAGUAGAACGUGAGCCUUGUCACGAUGAAAUCGUGCUGAAGAAAGGUUUUACUGCACCAGAUGACGCAGUGACAUCUUCUGUGGCCACUGUUUUGGAGGAAGACGACGUUGAAAUCGUCCAAGAUGUGACAUCUUUUAUCCUUAACCAUGUGGCGGAAGUGGGAGAUGACGAAGUUUCAAUUGUUCGAGAUAAAUCGGAAGAAAUUGUGUGCAUCGCGGACGAGACAAACGGAGUAAGCGGUGGAGAAGUGCAAGCGCGUCAGCAAACGAAUGUAGUCGCGUCGUGUGACGUUGAAAUCCUCACAACAGCCCGUCUGGUGCCCUACCGGGACGACGCGACCAGCGACUCCGAUACCGAAAGCGACAGUGAGACGACGUCCAGCGAUUCCGAUAGCGACAGUGACACGACGUCCGACGAAAGCAGUAGUUCUAGCAGCGAUGAUGAUGUGGUCGUGGUGAAUGCAAAACCCGGAGAGAAACGAAAGACUUCGUCAGCGAUGCAACAACCUCAAAAAUGUUUAGGUAUAAAGACACCAGGUGAACUGGACAUUACCGAUUUGCCUCCGAUAGAAGACUUGCGUAUAACGGUUCCCAAAGAAGAGCUUCAUCCGGUUGGAAGGGUUUACAACAUGGUGGACCAGCUCCUGGUGAUCGAGUCCAUAGUUGGACAGCCUAUACUGGAUCUGGACUCUGUUCUCUUUCGAACCGGUGGCGAACCAAUCGGACAAGUGUUCGAUGUGUUUGGCCCAGUGAGCCAGCCCUAUUACGUCAUCAGGUUCAACAAGCCCGAAGACAUUGCGGAAAAGAAGUACGAAAAAGGGGAACCCGUGUACUACGCGCCACUGCAUGCAGACAUGACACAGUACGUAUUCGUGUCGGAACUAAGAAAGAUUAAGGGGUCGGAUGCUUCCUGGGAGCACAACAAUGAGCCGCCACCGGAACACAUCGAUUACUCCGACGACGAGCAGGAGAGGGAGGCUCGGAGGAAACGUAAGGGAGCCCAGAAGGAAACGGGAAAUGUCUGGAGGAAGACGGACAACUCCACCAAAAGCCGGAGCGAAACGAACCUCCUCGGUUCUCGGAAGCCAGGUUGCGCGGACGCAGCUCCGAAAAGGCAGUUUCCAGUUGGCCGAAGCCAGAACAUGUCGGCAGGAAGCAGGCCGCACAGCCCCGACGUUCGAAACAGCGGGCCGACAUUCAGGCCGGACGCUCCAAACGGACAGCAGAGCCCGCAUUCGUGGCACCCUCCGAGGAACGUUCCACCGUUCCCUCCGCCACGGAUUCCGCUUCCGCGGUGGAUGUGUUCGCCGCCUCCCCAGUUUGGAUCUCCUUGCCGGUGGCCCAACGGGCCAUCGCCGGAUGAUCAACAGAGGAUGAGGCAGCUGUGGAGCAGCCCUCCGCCUCCGAUUGGUCCGCCCAGUAACGGCUACCCGGGCGGACUUUCGGGUUCACCCUGGAGCAUGGGGCCGCCGCCUCUUCCGCCUCCGCCCAUUUCUCAUGGAGGUCCCCCAGUUUGGUCCCAGCUGUACGACCCGGUUCCGGACCUGCAGCGGAUCUUAAUGACGCCGCCACCCCCGCUUCCGUGAUUAAUUUUGUCGUAAUGUGGGCAUGUUUUAACUAUUUGCGCGGUUGUACAGUACAGUUCAUCGUGGAUUGUGCCGUCUUUUAAUGUCACUGGUACGGAUUAAGCUGUUUUAUCGCAGCGAAGUUGUGUGCUGUACCAAAAGUAAUGUAAAAGGGCACGUUUUUGGUUGUAGUUUCUUUCCUUUAACCUUUAUUCAGCGUUAACGUUUGGUCCCUGUGCACUCUGCCGUACAGGCUCCAGUCCACCCUGUAAAAAUGUACUCCCGACAGACAAAUCUCGAUUGUUGUACAUAGAUAGAUCAUAGCCAAAAUAAAUUUGUACAUAGCACA